AUGCAGGAGGCGAAUGCAGGAGGUGUUCGGGGCGAUAAGGGCGAUAAGGGCGAUAAGGGCGAUAAGGUCGAUAAGGGCGAUAAGGUCGAUAAGGGCGAUAAGGGCGAUAAGGGCGAUAAGGUCGAUAAGGGCGAUAAGGGCGAUAAGGUCGAUAAGGGCGAUAAGGGCGAUAAGGGCGAUAAGGGCGAUAAGGGCGAUAAGGUCGAUAAGGGCGAUAAGGGCGAUAAGGGCGAUAAGGUCGAUAAGGGCGAUAAGGUCGAUAAGGGCGAUAAGGGCGAUAAGGUCGAUAAGGGCGAUAAGGGCGAUAAGGUCGAUAAGGGCGAUAAGGGCGAUAAGGGAUCACCAGGCUGA
Messenger RNA from Closterium sp. Yama58-4, 351 nucleotides. The record is from the annotation of a GenBank genome assembly. Lineage: Eukaryota; Viridiplantae; Streptophyta; Zygnematophyceae; Desmidiales; Closteriaceae.